AUUUCUCCUUAUUAUAGAUAAGAAAUCCCUAAGCCUCAGGAUUUCCUUACAUAGACGAUACCCUUUACUGUGCCAUAGCACAUGGAUUUCAGGACUAGCUGUGAAGAGACAAAGACAGGAAUUUGUUUGCUGCAGGAUGGUAAUCAGGAGCCUUUCAAAGUGCGACUGCACCUAGCCAAAGAUAUUUUGAUGAUCCAGGAGCAGGAUGUGAUAUGUGUGUCUGGCGAGCCUUUCUAUUCUGGUGAAAGAACGGUGACCAUUAGAAGACAAACUGUAGGAGGAUUUGGAUUAAGCAUAAAGGGAGGAGCAGAACAUAACAUUCCAGUUGUAAUUUCAAAAAUUUCCAAAGAACAAAGAGCGGAACUUUCUGGACUGCUCUUUAUAGGGGAUGCCAUUCUUCAGAUUAAUGGAAUUAAUGUGAGAAAAUGCAGACAUGAAGAAGUGGUUCAGGUUCUUCGGAAUGCAGGUGAAGAAGUGACCCUAACUGUGUCAUUCCUAAAAAGAGCACCUGCUUUCCUCAAACUGCUGCUGAAUGAAGAUUGUGCAUGUGCUCCAAGUGACCAGAGCAGUGGCACAUCUUCUCCCCUUUGUGACAGCGGUUUGCAUCUCAACUACCAUCCUACCAACACGGAUACUCUAUCAUGCUCUUCAUGGCCAACCUCACCAGGUCUGAGAUGGGAAAAGAGAUGGUGUGACCUUCGAUUAAUCCCCUUACUUCAUUCACGUUUCCAGUACCUCCCUGGAUCAGAUUUGUGUAGGCAGAAUGCUUUUCAAGUAAUUGCUGUGGAUGGGGUUUGUAGUGGAAUAAUUCAGUGUCUCUCUGCUGAAGACUGCAUUGAUUGGCUACAAGCAAUAGCAACAAAUAUUUCAAACCUCACAAAGCACAAUAUUAAAAAAAUCAACAGGAACUUCCCUGUAAACCAGCAGAUAGUCUACAUGGGCUGGACUGAAGAACGAGAACAAGAUUCCCUUCAAGAUCGGAAGUAUACACCAAAGUUUUUAGCACUGAGAGGCUCUUCUCUUUAUAAAUUUCUGGCACCUCCAGUAACCACUUGGGACUGGACAAGAGCAGAAAAAACGUUCUCAGUUUAUGAGAUUAUGUUUAAAAUCUUCAAGGACAGUGAUCUGCUGGACCGUCGGAAACACUGCUUUGGUGUCCAAUCAGAAACUGGAGAGGACCUCUAUUUUUCAGUAGAGUUAGAGUGUGACCUAGCCCAAUGGGAGAAAGCUUUCCAAACAGCAACUUUUUUAGAAGUUGAAAGGAUACAGUGCAAGACCUAUGCCUGUGUACUGGAAAGUCAUCUAAUGGGACUAACUAUUGACUUUAGUAUGGGAUUUGUCUGCUUUGAUGCUGCAACAAAGGCUGUACUUUGGAGGUACAAGUUUUCUCAGCUUAAAGGUUCUUCAGAUGAUGGCAAAAGCAAAAUCAAAUUUUUGUUUCAGAAUCCAGAUACUAAGCAGAUUGAAGCAAAGGAGCUGGAGUUUUCCAAUCUGUUUGCUGUUCUCCAUUGCAUUCAUUCCUUCUUUGCUGCCAAAGUUGCUUGUUUGGACCCUCUAUAUUUAGGCAAUCAGGCCUCUGCCUCUGCUUCUACUUCUGCUUCCUCUGCUGCUACUGGAAAAGUAAAAUACACAACCUGACACCCCACACUUCAUACUGCCACAAAUACACAAACUGUGUACAAAUGUUCAUCACUACUAGACCCCAGAAAAACCACAAAUUCCCCAGUUCAACAGACAAAUCCAUACUGCAGUUUUGGCAGAAGGAAACAUCACAAUGGAUCACAAACUCCUUUCAGUUCUGCAAGACAUCUGUAAAUAACCCUAGCUGAAAACCAACCAUAGGAUGGAUAUGCUUUUGUACAUGACCUAUUUGUACAAAGCUACUGCUUUAAGCAAAAGUAGAGACAAAAGAAUUAAUGAUAUGAAGAAACACUUACAUAUCCAAUAAAAUUUUCAACUGCCCAUAAGAAACUACAAAUGGAAUGGUCAUUUUCUUGUUUCCAGGUUAUUUUCUAUGACAAUGUGCUAGGCUUUGAGCCUGAAUUACUACCCCAUCUGUGUAUUAUAAGUGACAUAAAGCAAGCAAGAAACAGACAGACCCCUAUGGCCACAAAGAGACUCGCAUGAAAGACAUUUGUCUAAGUAUCUCCUCAAAGAAGAAAGCACUUUAAUUCUUAUAAGUUUUUACCUGUACCCCACCUCAUAUAUGUAAUACUGUCAUUCUGCCCUCAUUGUUUUAUCUUUAGUCAUUUUAAUCCACUUGUAAAGAGGUAACCAUGCCGACUCAUCACAGACAAAAUGAGAAAUGGUCUCCUCCCAUCUUGGAUCAUUGCUGUAAAAGCUUUCCAGACAUAGGCCUUAAUGCCGAUUGAAAAUGAAAACCAGAUGUUAUUUUAAUUAUGACUGAUGCAAAUGGGUUUGGUAGCUCCUUUAUUUGUAUCUUCAUUGUGGGGAAACUUAUUUUUAAUCUAAUGUGUUUAAUUGACUUAGCUGGGGUAGUGUAGCACCUGUGACCUAAGGAAAUUUUCAUUAGGAAAUAGGCUAGAACACAUGAGAGAGAACAGGUGAGGGAAGUCCCUAUUACUCAUUUUUGAUUAAUUAAUCAGGUACUCAAAUUCCCCUAGAAAACACUCUUAUAGGCAAGGAUUUGUUAGUUCAAUGGCAUGACUACUUCAUAAUGCCACUAUUAAAGGAAAAAGAAAUAAGUAAGCUAUGAAGAUAGAACAACAUUUCACUCUCUGAAGAUUGUGUCUUUCUCAUCAUACAAAAAUGUAUUUUAUAUUCUUGAUGUUUUGACUCGUGGUGAAUGUAAAAUGGAGAAGCUGUAAAUUGGGAAUUGUCAGUGCUUCUUCCAUUGGUCAGACUUCAAAGAUACACUACUUGAAUACCCUGGGCCAUGUUCUUGUUCCUAAGAUAUGGCUUUAAUAGGAGUUUCAUAUGAAUAUUCAAACCCCACCCCCAUUUUUUAAAAAUUGAUUUUGCAUAUGAAUAUGACCAAAUAUUUGGUGUUACUUUGUGUGUGGGACCUAAUAUUGAAAAAAAGAUGGAUAGCCUUUUCCUUUAAGCAAGAAUAGCUCCCUUAAAAGGGACCUAUUAUUUAGAAAGAGAGCACAUGAAUGCUAUAUUCUUAUUCUAUUGUUUCCGUGGAUUUUAUGAAUACGAGUAACCAGUCAUCGUUUCCUAUUACUUAUUCCUGAAUGGUUCUCAAAUGUGCUGAAUCAAAAACAUUUCUAAGGACCAAGAAGAACCAGAAAAGAAAGUGGGAUUUUCCAAUUUUAAAGGAUUUCCUUGUAACAAAUUUAUUUCAUAAUGUCACUAAAUCCAAUAGUCAAUUAUUGCUUACCAGAUAAGGGUGAGCUUUGCUUUCAGUUUUUUAAUAUUGUUUUUAAACCACUCUGCCUUAGCUCUUUGAAGAUUUGAGUCUAAUAAUAGUAUUCUGAGUGUAUUUGGAAUGUAUUUCUUAAAUGAUAUGUGGUCAAAAUGCUUUGAAUCUUGAAGGACUUAUGCUAUGAAAAUAUUUGCCAAAUAUGUGGUUAUAGUUUCUUGUACAUAUGUAAAGUGUGCAAAUUUAACUUCCCAAUACAUUUGUGAGAAAGCAUUCCUUUCCAAAGGGUCUAAAUGUGAAAUAAUCAUAGUUUAAUGAAAUUUUAGCUGGAAAACAUCUUUUGAAUUAUUGAGAAGGAAUAACCUUUAUUAAUAAUCCAAUUUUAAUUUGUUAUGUUUUCUUCUGUAACUCUUUUUAUUAGUAUUAAUUCUGGAUGAUCAUAAUAUUUAAAUUAUAUAGCACAUGUCCAUGGUGUGAGAUGGGGGCACUCUCUGCAUAGUACAACCAUUUGGGAAUUAAACAGUUUAUUUUAAUGUUAUCAGGUAGCUGAGUAAUGGUUUGCUGAUUUGAUCUUAACCUAAAUACUUGGUUAUAAUUUUUUUUUUGCAUUUUAUUUUUUUGAUGUUUUGGAGAGCAGAUCAGUUUACCAUUCACAAUACAAUUGAAUUAUAGAUGGCCAGCCUGGGAAAUUUUGUAGACUCGGCCUCAGGAAGAAGUUAUUAUUUCAGUUUUAAAAACUGAUAUAGACAUAUGUCUAUAUUUAUUAAUAUAUUUUUUUUCCAUCUGCAAACUCAGAAUGAUAUCUUGUAACCUAGGUAUAUUGGUAAUAUUUGAUACAAAGAAAGUAAAAGGUUUUGAAUGCCAACAGUUUUAAAAGUUUCUUCAAAUUAUUUAAAGCUGUGGUCUAGAAAAUUACUUUUUCCCCCAAGAUAAUAAGUAAUCAAAAUUAAAAAUGCAACAGAAUGAAAAAAAAUUUUAUAAGGUAUUAUUUAUCCCCUACUAUAGUAGAUUUCAAAGAAUCAUUGAGUAAGUAUAAAACUGUUAUGAAGGCUACAUUUUUUUUCUUUUUUUGGGGGGUCAAGGUGGAGCAGGGAGUACACUUACAUUUUUUUCUUUUUACUAAUUAUGGUGACAUCCAACUUGAAAAAGAAAGUCAAAUCAAAUAUUUUCAUAUUUGUGUUAAAUAGGGUCAGAUUCUCCAUUUGUAUAAUUCUAGAGAAAACUUCCUCUAAGGAUAGAAGCUCUAAGAUGUGAGAGGUUUAUGAAAUGCCAGAUAAUGAGGCAGAGGAGGGCUGGGAUCCCUACAGGAUCUCAAGAAGCAAUUGUUAAAUUUUCAAUGUGAGCAUUUAGACAUAAGGAAUCACCAAAUGAUACAAAAAGGGGCUUGAUUUACUGUUUUCUUCAUUAAGAAACCAAUGGAGAUGAUGUUAAUAAUUCAGAUUAAAUUGUGUCCUGUGUGUACUUUUUUGGAGAGCCAGUUGUUAAGUGUUGACCGGCAAACUGCUUUAGUGAGGUUCAUACUAAUAGAGGCUCUAGGAUUUCAAGGUGUAGCAGAUAGAGAAGGGACCAUCAGAUGUUUCAGUUAGUCAGAAAAGUUAGCUCUGAAUCUCUGCGAAUAGGCAAACUGGAUUUCGGCGACUGGCCCACUUCUCUAGAAGCUCUCCUAACCCUGUACAUAUAGCAGAACCUGCAUCUCCAUGUUCCUGCUGCUUGAUUUGCCCAAAUAGUCAAUUUAAGUCAUACUGAAGUUUGCAUAAAUGCAAUCUUCAUAGGUCCAAUUAAAGGACAACUGGGUAAUAUGUGUUUCGGGAUAGAAUAGAAAUCUAGCAUUAAAUUUCAGAAAGUGAUUCUGAUCUAUCCCCACUGCCUUGAACUAUUGUUGAAUUUUCUAAACAUGUCCACCAUUAUAUAGCAUGAAAGCUGGCCUGCAUGGAAUAAGGAAUCACUCUUAGAGGGAGCAAAACAUUCCAUUGUUUUUAAUGCUCAGUAUAAUUUCAAUAUAAAGCACUAAUAUAUUUGAAAACUAAUUUGAAACAUCAUAUUAACCUUUUUAAAAUUGUGAUUAAAGAGGAAAAAAAA
Phascolarctos cinereus (koala) is the source of this 5404-nucleotide messenger RNA. The record is from RefSeq and is a predicted model, not a curated record. Lineage: Eukaryota; Metazoa; Chordata; Mammalia; Diprotodontia; Phascolarctidae.